Molecule: messenger RNA, 429 nt
Organism: Plenodomus lingam JN3
Lineage: Eukaryota; Fungi; Ascomycota; Dothideomycetes; Pleosporales; Leptosphaeriaceae
Source: RefSeq, a predicted model, not a curated record
AUGAUGGCAAGCAAUGCCGGCUUGCCUGCACGUACUCUACCGAACUUGGAGACGGCGACCGCCUGUGCAACACGACGCGGAGAUGACAUUUACCAGUCCUUGCAAAUCCUCAACCUUGACGCUCCCUUCAAUCUCAACACACCCCUCCCCGCUCUUCCCCCGCGGGCGGCUCGCAUGAUGAUCAUGGCAGCGCCCCCCGUCAAAACACCCCAUGGGCCAUGGGUUCUCGCGAACCGAGCGAUGCCCAGGAGCGGCAAUGGUCGUGGCCACGACGCCACGUUGAUGCCCAAGGCACACACACCCACACAUGAGGCAUCUGGCAUGCGCAGGCAGGCGGUGUUUAACGGUCUGCAUCUUGUCUGGCAACAGCAACAGCGCGACCAAUUUGCAGAAAGUGUUUUCGCCAAUUCCGUGACUAAGACGUGUUGA